Ornithodoros turicata is the source of this 3202-nucleotide messenger RNA. It is a transcript of the gene VGAT, whose product is annotated as vesicular inhibitory amino acid transporter-like. Gene Ontology annotation, cellular component: vacuolar membrane. Lineage: Eukaryota; Metazoa; Arthropoda; Arachnida; Ixodida; Argasidae. The transcript has 4 exons. Gene Ontology annotation, biological process: amino acid transmembrane transport. Gene Ontology annotation, molecular function: L-amino acid transmembrane transporter activity. The record is from RefSeq and is a predicted model, not a curated record. The coding region runs from base 499 to 1995 and encodes 498 amino acids.
UCUUGUGUGUGUGUGUGUUAACCAAAUAUUCUUUUAACUCACUCGAAUGGAUCACAAUUUAUGAAUGGACUAUAUAUGUCCCUCGAAAGGUUCCUCCGUUGCGACAGAGCGACGCGCUCUCUGUGUGGCUCGUAAAAAGUGCACAUCGCCGCGGAUACGUACGAAAUCACAUGGACCAUCCCUCGGAUCCUUGUACAUUCACAGUUGUAUGCAGUGAACUGACCAAUCAUAUGACACGUGACAGCUUAGGAGUGGAAACGCGAAUCCGCGCAGCGCGCUCUCCGCGGACGCUCCAAACUUCGUCGGAGUUGUUGGGCGUGCGCGAAGCUGCUAGUAGCGCUGUUGCGCAUGCGCACGCUUCACGGAGUUUGCGGGACCUCCAAGCUGGACCUCCAAGAAAAUUCACCGGCUAUGAAGGUGUCAAUUUCGUCCCGAUAAUGUGAUGUGUCUCCGACUCCUGUCGGCGUAGGUAGACAACAAAACGUGAAGAAUUAAAGGAUGGCAGCCCAGUUCCUGUAUCAAGUGACGGCAGUCAUCGAGAAAGUGAAGGCCUAUCUGCCUGGCUCUUGUGGGGAGGGAGGAGAAGAACUACAUUUUGCCAAACAUGGCAGGACAGAUACCACGGAGAUGUCAAACCUACAGCCAUUGGACGGGGAGGGUGGCGAAUAUGCUGAGACGAACCUGGGUGGUGGAGGAGGAACCAAUGGCAGCAGUGAACCAGUCGAUGAGUUUGGAUCUCGAGGCGAAAAAAUCUCCGAAUGGCAAGCAGGCUGGAAUGUGACCAACGCUAUACAGGGCAUGUUCAUCGUGAGUCUUCCAUUCUCUGUCCUUCACGGGGGCUACUGGGGUGUAUUUGCCCUGGUCUUCGUUGCCUACAUGUGUUGCCACACGGGCAAAAUCUUAGUAGCCUGUCUAUACGAGCCGAACGAACGUGGCGAACUGGUCCGAGUUCGGGACAGCUACGUGGCUGUCGCCCAGACUGUACUAGGUCCUAGUUGGGGUGGAAGGGCCGUCAACGUUGCCCAGAUUAUCGAGCUACUUAUGACCUGCAUUUUGUACGUCGUCCUCUGCGGAGACCUCAUGAUCGGAUCAUUCCCGGAAGGCGUCGUGGAUCAGCGUUCCUGGAUUAUGAUCACCACCAUGAUCCUGUUGCCGUGCGCUUUCCUCAAGAACCUGAAAGCAGUGUCAAUGCUGAGCUUCUGGUGUACCGUCACCCAUUUCUUCAUCAAUGCCAUCAUUCUCGGUUAUUGUCUAACUCGCGCACCGGAAUGGGCAUGGUCCAAAGUCCAAUUCCGAAUCAACAUCAAUAAGUUCCCGGUGACGAUGGGGAUCGUCGUAUUCAGCUACACCUCGCAGAUCUUCCUUCCCACUCUAGAAGGGAACAUGAAAGACAAGGGCCGAUUCCAUUGCAUGUUAAACUGGAGUCACAUUGCCGCGGCCGUCUUUAAAGCGCUCUUCGCUUAUGUGUGUUUCUUGACUUGGGCUGAAGAAACUCAAGAAGUGAUCACCAACAACCUUCCCACCAAAGGGUUCAAGAUCGUGGUGAACCUGAUCCUCGUGGCGAAAGCCUUAUUUUCCUAUCCACUGCCCUAUUUCGCGGCGUCCGCUCUCAUCGAGCACGCCUACUUUCGAGAAAGACCGAAAACUGUGUUCCCCUCGUGUUAUGCCAUCGACGGUGAACUUCGCAUCUGGGGCGUGGCGCUACGUGUUGGCCUGGUAGUGUUCACCAUGCUAUUGGCCAUCUCCAUUCCUUACUUCGCUCUGCUCAUGGGCCUCAUCGGCAGCUUUACGGGAACCAUGUUGUCCUUCAUCUGGCCCUGUUACUUCCACAUGAAACUCAAGUGGGACACAAUGGAGUGGUAUUCAAUCAGUUGGGAAGUUUUCAUCAUGUGUUUCGGAGGCUUUUCUGGCUUGGUAGGUAUUUACACGUCUUUCGCUGGAUUGGUGGAGGCCUAUCACCUGCCUCUACCGCACGUGCCCGUUAUAGAGUCCUAAACGUUUCUCUCAUGACCAGCUGGUCUUUUCAUAUAUAUUAUGGCGGACACUUUAGAAACACGCUGGUCAACUCUUCUACUGGCACGCACGGCGGAGGCGUCUUUUAUGUAUUUUUAGACAGUAACAAAUGGAUGGGAUCUGACACCAAAUAUUCUGGUACAACGAAGCAGCGGGUGCAAAUUCAGUUGUUUCGUACCGCAUAAGAGUCUUCCAUUUACACAAACUCUUUUAGCCAUGGCUUCUGCUGACGUAAAAUACGCAGACGUAAAGAAAUACGAGGGGUGCAGAAGGAAAGCACAUUUAGAAAUUCCCGGAUGUUUCUUCCAGACAACCUAAUGGCUAUCCAAUGAAGGUGCACGCUUUUUCUUUCGCUGUUGUAGUUCACUUUCACCUAAUAUAUUACAAACGACUACCGAGAGAGAUGACCGGGAUCUAGCCAUUUCUAAAUAACCGGCAGAAUUUUAUAGAGAGCAUUGAGAUGACAUUUUCCUUUGUCUUCCAAUCAACGUAAGUCUUCCAGUUAAAAGCUGGGGAAAGGCAGUGUCAUGCAUGUAUAGAAAGAUGUCUCAUCUUUUGACUCAAUCAAAACUCAUGUCUUCCGGAUGUCGUGGGGCUUCCAUUUUGAAGUGACCGUCUUCCAUGCGAUCAGUCUCUUCAGGAGAUGUAAGUACGUAUUACAUAGAAUACUUGGUGUUUUCGUCACGCAGUUGAAAUGACGCCAAGUGUGAUGUUCCAUUUGUAACUCACUUUUGAGUGGUUCCACGAAAACCAUGAACAAAUUACGUUUACGAUGGAAUGGUGUUUUCAAGCGCAGAGAAGGCAUUCACUGUGACGUCACCAGUAUGGCGGAACAACGUUUGCUGUGUUGCGAUAAUUUCGGAAGUCUCGCAGGACUGUAAACAGCAAAUAACGAGGAUGAAAGGAUGAUUGGUAGCGUUGCUUGCUCGAGCCCUACGAGUGUGCUCUCUGUGGUGUUAGUUAUUCAAAUUGUUCAUCUGUACAUACAAUAUUGGUCUGGAAUAAUAGAGAUGUUGUUCAUGAAUAGCGUUUCAAUAUAUUGUCGAUGCAAUGUUGAAAGAAUGAGUGUUCUGACAUGGCACGACCCGAGUAAAUUAUCUGCUUCGUCAUUUUUGAAACAUUAUUGUGCGUAAACUGAGCGUUGUAAUCCCCUUUAGAAAUUAUGUGACCAAUAAAGUGUUUCUCGUCA